This is a messenger RNA of Dendronephthya gigantea, 6579 nucleotides long. Its product is annotated as E3 ubiquitin-protein ligase TTC3-like. The coding region runs from base 81 to 5882 and encodes 1933 amino acids. NCBI's taxonomy places the organism in Eukaryota, Metazoa, Cnidaria, Anthozoa, Malacalcyonacea, Nephtheidae. Gene Ontology annotation, molecular function: protein binding. The record is from RefSeq and is a predicted model, not a curated record. The transcript is spliced from 47 exons.
CGUGGUUCUAGAACAACGAGUAAAAUAUCAGUAAACUCUGAAAUUUAACGUGAAUACUUAGCAUUGGCACUAAUUUCUAUAUGGCAAUGACUCCUCGUCAUAGAGUUAGAUCAAAGCUCGGGCUGUCUGUGCAACGAAGUCGCGAAGAAUCAGAUUCCAGUGAAGAUUCAGAUGACUCAAGCAGUAGUGCUGGGAGUCCUCCACCAUUGACCAGUGAGAGUGAAAAUGAUAGUGAAAGUGAAUAUAUGGAUAAUAAUGAAACAGCUGGUAAAUGGUGGCUAGGAUUGAAUAAGGAAGAAAGGACCAAACGAGAAACAUGCAUAAAAAUACAUGUUUUGUCACCUUUUUUGUUUGGUAUUGUACCACAAGGACAUGAGGAUAAGUUAAUAGAUUGGUCUUAUGAAUGUGGCUUGUUACCGACAAAGGAUGUCCAACAAGUUGUAAAUCCAACAAAUGCCAACUUUCAAGCAAUACAAAUUGUUGAGAAUGCAUACGAAGUUCUCCUUCCAUUCAUGAACAAAAGAGCGAACAUUGUUGAUAUUCUUACAUUGAGGAAUGAUAUUGUUAAGUGUACCAGUUAUAAAUCUGCACUGGAAUGUGCUGAAAAGAAAGCGUGGUUUCCGACAAUGAGAAAUAGUAUCGAUUUACCAGAAGGUGGUAAGAGGGAAAUGGCAUCAAUGGCUCUUAUUCUGUCCGUGUAUCAUUUUGCUGGACAUAUUCAGUUAUCAUAUAGCCAUAAAAACACAGAUGUUCUCAAGAGAUAUAACGAAGACUGUAAACAUGCUGAAGAAAAAGCGUUGGAGCUAAAACAGCACGGGAAUACAGAAUUUGUUGCUGACAACUUCAGAGCUGCUAUUUCCAAAUAUACCAGAGGCGUUGGACUAAGUCCAUUCAACUACAUCAUGUAUGGCAAUAGAGCACAAAGUUAUUUAAAUCUUGGCAACUUCAGACAAGCUUUGAUCGAUGCCAAAAGGACGGUAAUUCUUAAACCUGACUGGGACAAGGGUCAAUACAGAUUUAAACAAGCUGCUAACGCACUUUAUAAUAGUGAAGGAGACGGCGCGUCGUUUUUGACGUUUUGUGUGGAUAAAGAAGUCCUCUGUGCGAAGACUGCUGCAAAGCAAAACGGAGCGCAGGCAGUUAAACAGAACUCAGAGACAACAAAGGGAAACAAUCAUAAAAUUGAAGAUGAUUCUAGUGAGGAAAGUGUACCAGAGUUAGUAUCUGCGGAUGAAAGCGAUACAUCAAGUGGUGAAAGUGAACGUGAAAUGCCUGACCUUUUAGAUGAAAAUGCAUCAGAUUCGAAUGAAUCAGGCAUUGAUGAGGAUGACUAUCACAAAAUUGCUGCAGCUACCAAGAAAGGAUUGAUGGAUUCGUUAGAGUCCAAACGUCCAAAAAAGAUUGGUAAAAAAACUUUGGAACUACUGCGGAAACAGAAGGAAGAGUUAUCGAAAAAAGAGGCAGAGAAAGAACCAGAAUCAAAACGUGUGCAGGAAAAGAAGCCUGAAAAGGUUGAGAAACCAACAAAAAUUGACAAAAAUAAAAAAGUUAAAGAGGUGAUUCAUGUUGGGGAAUCAGUAACUAUUCCCGAAAGAAAAACUCAGGUGGAAGGUAUUUUACGCGAGGGUUCAAAGGCGUUACUUGAAAAUUCUUUCCAAGAAGCAUCAGAGAGUUAUUGCAAAGCUUUGGGAUAUAUUGACGCAGGACCUCGAAAGUCUUUAGGUUAUGCUGACAAGAAAUAUGUCAUUGUUUUGUAUGCGUAUGGAACCUCAUUAAUAGGACUUGAUAUUCACAAGGAACUGGAAGCGGCGAAAAGUACAUUUCAAAAUAUAAUUACUUCUUUUAAAACUUUAAACUUUCCUCUGGCGUAUUAUGGUCUCGGUCGAAUACAUCAUCGUCAGAACAGAUUUCCUGAAGCGAUCGAAACGUUAGAAAAAGGUUUAAGUAUAAUACAAAGUAAAUCUAAUGGCGCGAUAUAUUGGCCUGGUACGGAUAUCGUUAUUGAAGAAACGAAAGAUGGAAACUUAAAGGUCUCAUUUGAAAAGAUUUUAACAAUAUGUAAAUACCCACCGAAACCUGAUGCAAUUUGUCGUUUUGAAAAUUGUCUUGGAGUAAAGAAAAGUAUAUACUGUAAUGAUACAGAUUACAAAGGUUAUGUGCGUAUUAAAUGUACAGAUGCAUGUUUAGUCGAGUAUCAUAUUCAGUGUUGGAAGAAGUUAAAGUCAAAAUUCGCCGACAAAUCAACGGACAAGGAUUUUCUGGACACUUGUUGUUUCACCUCCAGUUGUUUGGGACACGUUGGUACAAUUCAAGUGUACGAUACAGAUGGACUAAAAACAGAGGUUCAAACUGAAAAACCAAAACAUAAAAAAGAAAAACCUGAAAAGGUGGCUACUACGGAAGUUACAGCUGGAUCGAAGAAAAAGAAACGUUCAAAAAAAAAAGAAAAAGAAACGCCAAAUGAAGUCGAGGUUAAACAAAAUGAUGUUGAAACACGCGAAGAACAAAAAUAUGAUGUAACCGAUGAAAUGCCUCCUAUAGACGUGCCUGAGCAGGAUGAAAAACAACCCACGAAGGGCACUGAUGUGGAGACACAAUGUGUCGAAGAUCUCAGCAAAAUCCCAGAGUCUGGAAUGUUUGUGUUAAAGAAAUCAGAUGACGACCAACAAUUAGCUUUACCAAUUAAACAAGCCAAAGGAAAGAAUAAGAAAAAGAAAACAAAGAAUGUGCAAUCUUUGGAUGAAUUCUUGGGUCGUGAUAAUGAACAUUUACGUCUGCGGCCGUAUCAACAUGGGGAUGAUUGUGAGGAUUAUGACGAGAUUCCAUCACAGCCUUUUAUUCGUCAGCCACCUGAAGGAUGGAUGUCAGAACCAUUUUCCAUUCCUGCUCACUUACAGCAUGAAGCUCGAGAAAUUGAGAGUUCUCUGGCGACAUUCUCUCACAAUAACAUGUACCUUAAUAAUGAUCCUUGGAAAAAGGACUCCAUUAGGGAAUAUGUAUAUUCAGCUUUUAUCAACCUACUUAAAGCCGAGGGUUCGUUACAUGUCACGAGUGAACCAAUGAGAAAACUUCUGAACAUUAUGCCUGAAGAAGCGCGGAUACUUGUCCAAAAAGAGGGAGGUCUUCGUGACUUUUUAGCAAAAUCAUGUCUGUUUACUAUUGAAGCAGAUAUUGUUACAAACUUUGAGGAUAAACUCAUCACAGAUUUGUCUAAACCAUACAAGAAACCACAGGAUCCUGCUUUCAUAACUCCAGUUGAAAAUGGCAUUGCAAGAUUGGAGGAAAUAGCAACACCAGAUGGUAUCAUUUCCGAUACAAAUACCGGCGGAAAAUUCGGACCCGUUGGAUCUCUUGAUGGUGCAUUACAGAACAGAUCUCCAACAAGUGUCGUUAAUUCCUUACAAAACAUAUCUCAGACAAGUGUUGUUAAUACCGUACAACAGAACAAUUUUCAAGCAGGUGUUGGCAAUAUUCUACAAGAGAACAUAUCACUUGCAAGUACUGAAAGCACUCUGCAACAGAACUGUAAACAAAAAAUAGACUUUCCUUUGCCCAGUUUUUCCCGAGAAGAGUGCAUGGCAAAUCUGAGUAAUUACGGUAAUGUUAACAAAGAAACUGUAAAUAGUAGUGUAAAGACUGAUACAUGGUUUGAAAAGGGAGGUACGUCAAGUGAGUGGCCUAGCGCUAAAGCGUUUGUUCCAUAUGAUGUAAAAGUACCAAGCAAGGAGUCAGUGAUCACAGAAACAAAUGAAAUAGACAAAAUAUCCGGUAAGAAUAUGGACACAGAAACGUCGAGAGAAAUAGCUACCAACACCGCAAAUGGUCUAGAUAAAGAAAUAAAUGAAAACAUUAACAAGAUUCUGAAUGAUGAUUUCGACUUAAUAAAUAUAUCUACUGACAAAGCAACUAAUGCAGCUGAAAACAAUGGUGAUUCAGAUGCAAAGGAUUCUACAGCAAGGGCAAUAUUAUGUGAGAGCAGUGAUGCUGUCCCAAUAGUUAAUGAAUUGGAGCUUAAGAAUGAAUCUGAAGACACAGUAAAGAAUGAGGUCCUAGACAUGGAUCCUGCUGCUUCAACCUUGUCUCUUGAAGAUUCGGUUGUAAGCGAGACUAAAAUUGAUAAAAAGACAAAUGAUGAACAAACUGAAUCUAUUCCUAUAACUGUACCGAAUGAUGUUUUGGUUACUAGAGAGAUCGCUGUUUCAGUGGAGCCAAAACUGACAAAAGAAAAAUACGUUCAGGCAAAACCAAGUACUAAAACCAAAAUAAUUAUGACAGAGGCAAUGAACGAACCCUUUAAGGCUGAUUAUGAGAAAUUAUUACGAUCUUGUCAAAGUUGGGAGAGUAAAUAUCAAGAAUUACUGGAUAAAAAUAUCCAAAUGGAAAAGAAGUACGGUACUGAUGUAAUUAGCAUGGAAAAGAAACUGCAAGAGUGCGGACAUAAACUUGAGAUAUUGAGCAAGGAGUGCCAACACAUUCAGAAACAUCAUGAUCAUGACCUUAACGUUUUACGUCAGGAAAAACGUGAAAAGACUGAACAGAUCAAGAAACUUCAAGAGCAACUUACCUCCAUAUCCGAAUCAGAAGAAAAGCAAGUGAAAGCAUUGAAAGACGAGAUCUGUGCAUUAGAAAGUCAACAUGAAAAAGAAAAACAACAAUGGUUAUCAGAAAAAGAAAGUGCCGAGAAAAUGAAAUCUUACUCACAACAACAAGCGAGACGGGCAAGCAAUGCUGAGGUUCAGCUUUUGGAGCUUCAACGUGACGUUAAUUUCAGUUUCUUCACGAGAGCACUUCAAGAAGCAGAACUGACUGUACAUAACAUUAGUCAAAUACUGACAGUCAAUUCAACACCUCAACUACAAGAAAUCAGUCAAAAAUGGCAAAGAUAUAUUGCAGAAUGCAAACUUCAACUGGGCCGUAAUAAGAUCAUGUUUGAAGCAAGCAUUCCACAAAUAAAAGAAGGGAAGCCACUUUCGUCAUUAACAUCUCUACGUAUUGCUCGACCUGCUAGUUAUCCUGGACCGCCGAUAUUACAUCUGCCUCCAGGUGCUAUACCUGUCACUGGAAAUAAACAAAUGCCUGGACUAGCUAACAUUAGACCAGAAGCAAAACGUGGCCCGUCACCUACCCCAUCUGGUGGUGCAUCAGGUCGAACUACACCUGGAGCAACAACUGUGGUCAGAAACGAUCCUGUCCGUCCUGCAGUGCAAGCUGAACCUACAAAUGAAACACCAAACAGCAGCAUUCCUGAGAGGCCAAUUGUUGCAGAAGCGAAGAAAGGACAAGAACAACCACAAAAAGGAUCAAACAGCUUUGAAAAAAUAAUGAUGCGACUGUCAACGCUCUUCCCUAAUUAUUCAAGAACUCAGAUGACAAAUUUUAUCAAAGAAGUUCGAGCAAGCAAAAAUGGAUCAUUAACAGGCUUGUCUUUCGAUGAUAUUGUGGCUUGCGUGACCAAGUUGGUGAAAACAAAAGAAAGACAGGCCGGGCAAGCUGUUGCUCCUGUUCCACCAAACGAAGCUGGUGCAUCUGGAUAUAGCGUUCCUAAAACGUCGGGGGGAAUACAAUCAAAACCUGCAGCUCCCAUAACAAGAUCCAUUUCUCUGCCGGCGGCCAAGCCUGUGAAAGCAGUGCCAUCUGUUCUUGGUAGUAUUUCUCUACCAAGCGGUAUUCCUCUGCCCGUCAGUAAUAAUGUAAACUAUGAAGAUGAUCCGUGUGUGAUAUGUCAUGAUGAAAUGACAACAAUAACAAAAAAUGUUUCCUUGGAUUGUGGACAUUCCUUUCAUCAUGAUUGCAUUAAAAAGUGGUUAACUGGAGAGCAAAGUACUUGUCCCACGUGUCGUGUUCAUGCUUUGUUACCUGAAGAAUUUCCUCAACUUAAGUGAUGAUUUGGUUUUCUCCUUCCAUUUCUUUCAAUUUCAUUUUUUCUUGCUUAAUUUCUUUUAUUGGUUGACGAAAAUUGGACGCAUUAUAGAUCAUUGUUCUCGUUUCAUUGUUCUUUGUUUAUAUGCAAAAGAUCGUGUAUCUUGCCUCGCGGAAUUCCAAAACUACACAACAGGAAAAUUUGUUGUUGUGCACAGAAAUCGCUGGCGCACUUGUUUUUUCUCUAUUUUGUUCAAUUGUUUAAACGGGAUCCUCGAACAUUUACAAUAAGUAUAUUUUUUUAUGAAAUUGUGGCUGAAUGUGCGCAUGCAUAUGAAACAAUUUUUCCAGCUGCAAUCUUAUAUCGUUAUUACCGCUUAUAUAUAUAAGUAAAGUUGUGUUAAGCGUAGUAAUAGUAUAGAUGUUUCUCAUAAAGAUUGAUUCUAUCCAGGAAUUUCUGGGACUUUCCUCACGUAACUGAGAAGUGCGUGCAAAACAAGGCUGAACGCCUGCGAUACAUAUACGUUGAUUAUUUGUUUUUCUUGUGAUAUAUAUAUUUCUGUAUAACCCUUGUUAAAGCCGUCAUCUUUGUGAAAAACUAUCAAAAUAUAUAUUGCACGUGCCUAUUUGUAGUGCUAUCAAGCUGGGUGGUUUAUAAAGUUUUAGAAAGAAAUGUUAAUUAAAGUUCUUAUUUUUGUAAAUAUAAAUUGAAAUAUUUAA